Messenger RNA from Microtus oregoni (creeping vole), 7437 nucleotides. RefSeq names its product DEP domain containing MTOR interacting protein (gene Deptor). Lineage: Eukaryota; Metazoa; Chordata; Mammalia; Rodentia; Cricetidae. Bases 152 to 1381 code for a protein of 409 amino acids. Gene Ontology annotation, molecular function: protein binding. Gene Ontology annotation, biological process: negative regulation of TOR signaling; intracellular signal transduction. The record is from RefSeq and is a predicted model, not a curated record. The transcript has 9 exons.
GGGAUUCCCUCAAGAGCCAAUCGCUCGUGAGCCACGGGACCGCCAGGAACAAAGAUGGCCGGGGCGGCCUCGGCGAGGGCAGGCUGAUUCGAAAGCCAGGCACCGGGCGGGACAGCAAAGGCAGAGUAACAGCAGCCGCGCGGUCGGGAGCAUGGAGGAGGGCAGCAGCGGCGGCAGCGGUGGCAGCGACAGCAACCCCGGCGGGAGUGGUGGGGCACAGCAGAGAGAACUGGAACGCAUGGCUGAAGUCCUCGUCACCGGGGAGCAGCUCCGGCUGAGGCUCCAUGAAGAAAAGGUUAUUAAGGAUAGGCGGCAUCAUCUCAAGACCUACCCAAACUGCUUUGUCGCGAAAGAACUGAUUGACUGGUUGAUUGAGCACAAGGAGGCCUCUGACCGAGAGACAGCAAUAAAACUCAUGCAGAAAUUGGCUGACCGGGGCAUCAUUCAUCAUGUGUGUGACGAGCACAAGGAAUUCAAGGAUGUAAAGCUCUUCUACCGCUUUAGAAAGGAUGACGGAACCUUCCCGCUGGACAACGAAGUGAAGGCCUUCAUGAGAGGACAGAGGCUGUAUGAAAAACUGAUGAGCCCGGAAACUACCCUCCUACAGCCGCGGGAAGAGGAAGGAGUGAAGUAUGAACGAACCUUCAUGGCCUCUGAAUUCCUGGACUGGUUGGUUCAGGAAGGUGAGGCCACGACAAGGAAAGAGGGGGAGCAGCUUUGCCACCGGCUCAUGGAGCACGGCAUCAUACAACAUGUGUCCAACAAGCACCCAUUUGUGGACAGCAACCUCCUCUAUCAGUUCAGAAUGAACUUCCGUCGCAGGCGAAGACUGAUGGAGCUGCUCAAUGAGAAGUCCCCCUCCUCCCAGGAGACGCACGACAGCCCCUUCUGCCUGAGGAAGCAGAGCCAUGACAGCCGGAAAUCCACCAGCUUUAUGUCAGUCAGCCCCAGCAAGGAGAUCAAGAUCGUGUCUGCCGUGCGGAGGAGCAGCAUGAGCAGCUGUGGCAGCAGUGGCUACUUCAGCAGCAGCCCGACGCUCAGCAGCAGCCCACCGGUGCUCUGCAACCCCAAGUCUGUGCUGAAGAGACCUGUCACUUCUGAGGAACUCUUGACCCCAGGAGCUCCGUAUGCCAGGAAGACAUUCACGAUUGUUGGUGAUGCAGUUGGCUGGGGCUUUGUGGUGCGAGGAAGCAAGCCAUGCCACAUCCAGGCUGUGGACCCCAGUGGACCUGCAGCCGCCGCAGGGAUGAAGGUCUGCCAGUUCGUUGUCUCUGUCAACGGGCUCAACGUGCUGAAUGUAGACUACCGCACCGUGAGCAACCUGAUUCUGACAGGCCCACGGACCAUCGUCAUGGAAGUCAUGGAGGAGUUAGACUGCUGAGCACAGGGACGUCCCCGCUGGUGCCCUGUCCCAGGACCACACAGCAAUGACGUGACAAGACAGCCGGACAAAUGGAUAAUUGGGACGUACAGAUCUUUUCUCUGUCCAUGCACACCAUGAAUUUCAUGCAGUGUUUGAAUGUGGAAGGACUGGGUAACACAUCUUUAAAAAAAAAAAAAACCACAGCAUGGUGUGUGGUGGCUCAGGUCUAUAAUCCCAAUACUCAGGAGGCCAUGGCAGGAGCAGUGCUGCCCGUUCAAGGCCAGUCUCAGCUCACAGUGUGAGUGCCCCUCUCAAAAACGGUGUGCGCUCACACGCGCAUGCACACGCAUGGGCUCAUGCCAACGUAGAUGACAAUAGCCAAACAAUUUCCCUUUGGGGUGGGAUUGCCUUACUAGAGCCCAGUCCAUAGUCCUUGACCAUUGGUUUCCAUGGUUGCAGAAAGUUGCUGAAAUAGCAACAUGGGAAAAUGCCAUUUUCAGAAGAAUGAUUAUUAUAUAGUUUACGUCAUUUCUAUUGUUCUUUGGUGGCAGGGAUAAUGAAACAGCACCUACAGUCCUGAAUACUUAGGGCAUGGGGGGAAAAAGGAGAAUCGCUUGAAUUCUGGUGGUUGAGCCAGCCUGGGCAACAUAGUGAGACCUCCACAUUAACAAAAAAGGUUUCUCACCAAAAUUAGCCUGAGGCUGUUAAAUAAGCCUAGAUUUCACUGUCUUAAAGUGAAAGUGACAUCCUUAGGGAUGUGACCGGCUAACAAGAAUUUCCACAAAGGUUCUUAAGCAUUCAACAGCGUAAAAGCCAUCAUCGCGGAGUAACUUUUUCCUCUCUAUUUAAAUCUUCUUACUAGGGUGGUGGGGCUUGCUAGGUCUCCCCUGGCUACUGACUUCUCCUUAAUUUUCAGCUUAACCUGUUUCAGGUAUGGCAUCAAUAAAUAAUAAAACAAACCUCCGUGCCCCGGGUGGUGGGGAUGGGCAAGGAGACAAUGCUCACAGCAGCGUGACCCUCUGUUCUCUUUCGCCCCAUACAUCUGCUCCAGCAGCUUUCUGGGGUUCAUUUUAAGUCUUACGGGUGUGAAAGCAAAGAGGUCUGUCCGUGCCUAUGGAAGACUCAAAGUCAAACCUCUGCUGAGAUUGCACUUUGCCAGGAUCCGCUUUUAAGGGAUUCGGCUCCAGUGCAACAAGGUUGAGAUUCAAAACGCCUUCUUAGCCUGGAUUUUUGCAAGCCUUCUAAUGUCAUGGGACGUGCUGCUCCUUUUAAGGUCUGCUUGCCACUGCCGCCUCUGUCUUGUGUUGGAAUUCUUCAUCUCCCUUGUGUGUGUUUCCUUGAUCUAGAAAAGACUCCCAGAGAAUCAGACAUGGUAGCCUGUGCCUGUAAUCCUAGCACCCAGGAAGUGGAGGCAGGAAGAUCAGGUGUUCAAAGUGAGCCCGAGAUAUAGGAGACCCUGUAUACCAGGAGGGGCGGGGGAUAUAUUCAGGGUAUUGGUAUGGAAAGGAUAGUCCUCAGACUACCAAACGAAGAGUCAUUUUGCAUACAAUUUUGAACAGAGGCUGCUUUCUUAUUAUGCAUUAACAAAAUAAUUGGGUUUUUUUUUGUUUUGUUUUGUUUUUUUGAUUUUCAAGACAGGGUUUCUCUGUAGCUUUUUGGUUCCUGUCCUGGAACUAGCUCUUCUAGACCAGGCUGGCCUCGAACUCACUGAGAUCCGCCUGCCUCUGCCUCCCGAGUGCUGGGAUUAAAGGCGUGCGCCAUCACCGCCUGGCUAACAAAAUAAUUGUUAUGCCUCAGUAAUUUCUUAGUGGGAGGUGAUCAUCAUGUAUUCGUACUGGUGGAAUACAUUUUACUAGCAUAUAUAUGCUAAUCCAACUUUUCUAGCUUUGGUAAGAAAAUAGGAUUUUGAAGCGCUAUGGGAUAGCUGACACUAAUAUUACCCAUCUAUGUCUGAAAAAGAUGCCGCGUGAGUACACUUAUGCUACGAGCAAGGCUCUCUGCUGUGGCAUUUAAUGUCUAUGCUCUCCUAAUUCCCUGUCACAGCCUUUUAAGAUAGCUGUUGUCACCCUCAUUUUUAGAUGGGGACACUAGGACUGAGGAGAUUCAAUAAUGGUCUCUAAGUUCAAGCACCUGUGAUAACUACAUAACCACAGCCCAUUUCUCUGAUGCUAAAGCCCCUUUGCCUGUCUGCCGCAGACUUCCUAUUUAGAGGUUUUAUAUUCAGGGCUCUUGAAGACUUCAUGGGUUUUUGUUUGUUUGUUUGUUUGCUUUUAUUGGCCUGAGAGGUCAAUACCGUCAUCACCCAUUUUAUAGAUGAAGAAACCGACAUAUGGUUCAUCAUAUGUUCAAAACAGCCCAGCAACUCUGUAGACCUUAUCACGUGGCUUUCAUUUGUGUUUGUUGUUUCUUUUGAGACAGUGUCAAGCUCCUGCUCCUCAAUUCCUAAGUGGGAUUACAGGCUCACAGCCCUGCACUCGGAUAGCAUUAAAACCCCAACAGAGGAGUCUCGGCUGUUUUCUGUCCUAGGUGUUUCUGGGUUGUCUUGAACCCGAGAUCCUAUAAUUUCCCUUUAGCCAAACUGAACACCCGUGGAAGCACCUCUCUGUACUCCACACAACCUCUCCUUCUAGCCAUCAGGGAGAGAGCGAAGAACACUUUAACUGGUUUAUUUGGCUCUUCUCAUCCCCAGUUUAAAGGUCAGGUGCCAAAGGACAUUUGCCACCUCAGCAAAUAUCUUUUGACCUUGAGUUAAGGUCUCUCUCUCUCUCUCUCUCUCUCUCUCUCUCUCUCUCUCUCUCUCUCACACACACACACACACACACACACACACACACACACACAGUCUCAUAAUAAUUAGUAAAUAUAGAUACUGCAAUGGCCCCCAGGACCUUGUUUUACUCAUUCAAUGUUUGCAUACAUGGUAUCUUAUUUCUAGGAUGUUAUUUCUCCCUCUUUGCCCAGGAGAAAUUAUUCUCAUUACUUUCUUUGGAUGUCAUCUCCUUAGAGAAAUCUUUUCCAGGUCCCCAAAGAUUUCCUUCCCUAUGUUCUCCAAAUGCCUUCAGACCCGUAAAUCCCAUCCUAUCCUCUAUGAGAGCAAAAUGACAUUUACAGUGUCAUUGCCCACCUCUCAGCCUUUGGGAGGUAGAGGCAGGAGGAUCAGGAGUUCAAUGAUAGCCUUGGUCACAGAACAUGUUGGAGGCCAAGCUGGGUCAUAUUAGAUACUGUCUAAGACACCCAAGGAAGUGGUAGGACCUCAUGAGCGAACCACAGGUACCUGGGAGUUUGCCAGCAGAACUGUGGGGCCCCAGCCCUUUCUCCUUUUUUUUUUUUUUUAACUUCUUGACCAUGAGAUGAGUUAGCAGUUUGGUUUCACCAUCUGCUCCCACACAAUGCACUAACUCACCAUAGAUCUCAAUGAGGUCAACUAGUCAAACCCUGUGAGCCAAAAUAACCCCUUUCUUGUUGGGACCCAAAAAUGUGGGCCAAAUCUGAAAAGUUGCCCCAAAAAGGCAACACUUUAUCAGUUGAUUGUCAGAGGUACCUUGUUAUAGACAUAGAUAACUGUCUAAUACACAUGGCUUCAUGUAUCUUGUCUCCAGGUUGCCUUUGCUCCAAGUUGAAUUGCCACAGUUCCAGGUCAUGUAACCCCAAAUAAUCUAGAAAGAAUCUACAGCCUUCUCUUCUUUGGAUUAAAAAUCGAAAACCCCAAAAUGGUUCACAUCGUUUUGAGAACCAAAGCAAGUCAUAAAAGUAGCUCUAGGUUGGAUAGAUAGUGCAGUGCCUGGUUGUGGCUGAGCAACGGUGGUGCAUGCCAUUAAUCCCAGCACUUGGGAGGCAGAGACAGGCGGAUCUCAAUAAGUUUAAGGCCAGCCUGGUCUACAAAGUGAGUUCCAGGACAGCAAGGGGCUACACAGAGAAACGCUGUCUUGAAAAAAACAAAAAACAAAAAAAAAAGCAAAACAAAAACAAACAAACAAAAAGCCAACACAGGUUGUUCUUCCGGAGAACACAUGUUUGAUUCCUAGCACCGCAUAAUGUCUCACAACUGGUGUGAUUAUAGUUCUAGGGGGUCCAUGCAACCUUACAUGCAUGCAAAACAUCCAUAUACACUCAAGUAAUUAAAAAAAUAAAACUAGCCCAGAAUCCAGGAGAAUUCCAGUGGGGAAAUAAACACCAUCUUUUAUGAGAAGACUUACAUGGACUUUGUGGCCAUUUUCAAAUCUCUAAAAGUAAAUGCAAAAAACAGCAGUCAUUGCUCGUUGAAGGUAGUUAUUGAAAGCUUUAGGAUCUCUGGGUCCAAAUUCGUAUCCAACCAUUGGGUGGGAGUGUCAAUGAAGUCUGAUUUCUAAUGAUAUUUUCAGAGUCUGUAGACCUAAAAUGUUAGUGCCAUGUGCUAUGUAGAACACAGUUUAAUCAUCUCAUUUGACUAACAAAUGAGGUAUAGAACGGUCUUGUGUUAUACCCAAACUCAUGAAACUUUUCAGGAUGGAGUUUGAGCUUUAUGCCUUCUGAGUCUCCUGUCAUCCAGCCCUGUUGCAGUAGAGCUGAAACAGGCCUAUGGCAUGAUGUACUCAAAAAUCAAAGCAGUACCUGGUGUCUGGGAAGGGAAGGGAAUAUCAUCUUUUAUUGUUGUUUGUUUGUUUCAAAUUCUUAUUCUGAAUGUAGGCCAUGUUGGCUGGGAAUGUACUAUAUAUAGCACAGGCUAGUCUCAAACUCAACCAUCCUCCUGCUUCAACCUCCUGAGGACUAGAAUUACAAGCCUGAGCUACCAUGCCUGUUUUCAGUUAUUUUGGUCUUCAUGUGUAUUGGUGUGUCUGUGAUCUUCAAAGAGGAAAUGACACCUACUGCCUGAUAUAACUUACCUACACACCUUGGACGUUUUCCUUCUUGUUCCCUGAAAAAAUAUUUUCAAAGCCAGGCUUGAUGACUCACACCUAUAAUUCUAACAUUUGGGAAGCUGAGGCAGGGGAAUUGCCAUGAGCUUAAGGCCAGCCUGGGCUACAGAGACUUGGCCUACAAAACAAAACUAGACAAAAUAUUCUAAACUUUUUUUUAGAUGUCUGUGUACAAUGUUUUUUUUCUUCUUUUUUUUUCCUUGUUCUAGUGGAAGAAUGUGUACAAUGUUUUAUGCUUUAAUGAUGGGAAGGAAGACAGUUUUGUUCUGUAAUUAGCACUGUAUGUGCAAAUUAGAAGACCAUCUUUUGUCGAAAUGAAAACGGCGCUAUUGUCCUCUGGUCCGUUUCUGCCUCCUGAGGUUUAAUUACAACUAGAUGUGGUGACCCAGCACAAGGAGAAGACUCAUGUUGGAGAAAAGAGUUUUAGGCUAUCCUGGGCUCACACAGAGACCCUAUCUAAAGAAUAAUUUAUCAGGUCUAGGAUCUCACCCCUCUGAUCCCAGCACUGGCCAUAUCCAAGGCCAGCCUGGACUACAUGUGAUACCCCAAAGGCAUAAUAACUAAGGCUAAGAUCAAGAGACGGUAGUUAAGAUGAGGAAGGCAAGCCAUCUUCACCUAAAUGUGCCGUGAUGGACUUUUACACCAUUGGUGACAGCUGGCUUCUUUUGGAAGGACAGACACCAAGGUUAAGAAUAUCGCUGCUUGCCAUUCAAACAGGAGUCUUGAGUUUCCAAACUUUCAAAGGUCUGGUGAGAUGAUCCACUCCCGAGGCCUGCUUUAAACUGUCAGUACUGGCUCUUCUCCGCAGGCUGCUGAGAAGUCUGUUUUUCUUUGCCUAUAAAUGAGCAGAAUAACCCCAGGGUACUUUGAUGUGGCUGGCUGGGUGAAAUUGGUUGUUGCCAUCAAUCGUGAUUUUCUGUCACCUGAGCUUCAGGUGGAAUGUAUACUUCUUCGAUUACAGUCCCCAAAGGACAAAAGAGCUGUGUGCCAAAAUGAAGUUCGCCGUCAAAGAUCACAUAUAGGAUUGUUAAAUGAGUUUAAAAAUACCUAAUAUAUAGCUCUAUUUUAAAAUUUGGUGAGAGUGAUUUGCUAUCUUUAUUAAAUCUGUACUGUAAUUCUUAAAAUGAUUGUAUGAAAACACAAGGGCAUAGCAUGAAAUAAAUGUUGCAUUAAAAAUGA